AUGGUUUCUACAAACAAGGCAUCAUAUCCUAAGUCGACGUUUAAGAAGGUUUUAAAUUCUAAGACAAAAUACAAAUUUAAGAACGAUGAAAGUGACUUAUUGAUCUAUUUACUUUAUGUGGAUUAUGUCAACAAACUAAUGAACAAAGGCCGUGAUAUACAAGAAAGAGCCGGUAGUGCAGAGAUCUCCACAAACCAUUUGGAAUUGGCUAACAAUGAGUUACUGAAACACUACAGAGGCUAG
This is a messenger RNA of Debaryomyces hansenii CBS767, 243 nucleotides long. RefSeq lists its product as uncharacterized. The record is from RefSeq and is a predicted model, not a curated record. Gene Ontology annotation, molecular function: protein heterodimerization activity. Bases 1 to 243 code for a protein of 80 amino acids. The transcript has a single exon. NCBI's taxonomy places the organism in Eukaryota, Fungi, Ascomycota, Pichiomycetes, Serinales, Debaryomycetaceae.